AUGUCACCACAAACAGAAACUAAAGCAAAGGUUGGGUUCCAAGCUGGUGUUAAAGAUUAUAAAUUGACUUAUUAUACUCCUGAAUAUCAAACCAAAGAUACUGAUAUCUUGGCAGCAUUCCGAGUAACUCCUCAACCAGGAGUUCCGGCUGAAGAAGCAGGUGCAGCGGUAGCUGCAGAAUCUUCCACUGGUACAUGGACAACUGUGUGGACCGAUGGACUUACCAGCCUUGAUCGUUAUAAAGGACGCUGCUACGAGAUAGAGCCUGUUCCUGGAGAAGAUAAUCAAUUUAUUGCUUAUGUAGCUUAUCCCUUAGACCUUUUUGAAGAAGGUUCUGUUACUAACAUGUUUACCUCCAUUGUAGGUAAUGUAUUUGGGUUCAAGGCUUUACGCGCUCUACGUCUGGAAGAUUUGCGAAUCCCUAAUGCUUAUGUUAAAACUUUCCAAGGUCCUCCUCACGGAAUCCAAGUUGAGAGAGAUAAAUUGAACAAGUAUGGACGUCCCCUAUUGGGAUGUACUAUUAAACCAAAAUUGGGUUUAUCCGCUAAGAAUUAUGGUAGAGCAGUUUAUGAAUGUCUCCGCGGGGGACUUGAUUUUACCAAAGAUGAUGAAAAUGUGAACUCCCAACCAUUUAUGCGUUGGAGAGACCGUUUCUUAUUUUGUGCCGAAGCAAUUUAUAAAUCACAGGCCGAAACAGGUGAAAUCAAAGGACAUUAUUUGAAUGCUACUGCGGGUACAUGUGAAGAAAUGCUAAAAAGAGCUGUAUUUGCUAGAGAAUUGGGCGUUCCUAUCGUAAUGCAUGACUACUUAACAGGUGGAUUCACUGCAAAUACUACCCUGUCUCACUAUUGCCGCGAUAAUGGUCUACUUCUUCAUAUCCACCGUGCUAUGCAUGCAGUUAUCGAUAGACAAAAAAAUCAUGGUAAACUUGAAGGAGAGAGGGAGAUUACGUUAGGUUUUGUUGAUUUACUACGUGAUGAUUAUAUUGAAAAAGAUAGAAGUCGCGGUAUUUAUUUCACUCAGGAUUGGGUUUCUUUACCAGGUGUUAUCCCUGUUGCUUCAGGGGGUAUUCACGUUUGGCAUAUGCCUGCUCUGACCGAGAUAUUUGGAGAUGAUUCUGUACUCCAAUUCGGUGGAGGAACUUUAGGACACCCUUGGGGAAAUGCACCUGGUGCCGUAGCGAAUCGAGUAGCUCUGGAAGCAUGUGUACAAGCUCGGAAUGAGGGACGUGAUCUUGCUCGCGAGGGUAAUGCAAUUAUCCGUGAAGCUUGCAAAUGGAGUCCUGAAUUAGCUGCUGCUUGUGAAGUCUGGAAGGAAAUCAAAUUUGAAUUCCCAGCAAUGGAUACUUUGUAA
This is a messenger RNA of Vicia faba (fava bean), 1353 nucleotides long. NCBI's taxonomy places the organism in Eukaryota, Viridiplantae, Streptophyta, Magnoliopsida, Fabales, Fabaceae. The record is from the annotation of a GenBank genome assembly.